Molecule: messenger RNA, 1203 nt
Organism: Penicillium olsonii
Lineage: Eukaryota; Fungi; Ascomycota; Eurotiomycetes; Eurotiales; Aspergillaceae
Source: the annotation of a GenBank genome assembly
AUGUUCAAAUCUCUACAUCUGAGGCCUUCACUGGCACUCAGGUCAACCAGUCCAGCCAAUUAUUCACGAUCCCUCCAAACCAAGCAACACUCCUUGCCAGCCGCAUACUACCGCGGCGGCACCUCUCGAGCAGUGUUCUUCAAACAAAAUGACCUUCCCUCAGACCGAAAAGACUGGGCUCCUAUUUUCCGCAGUGUCAUCGGCAGUCCAGAUCCAUAUGGUCGGCAGCUAGACGGGCUAGGAGGCGGAUUAUCCAGCCUCUCCAAAGUGUGCGUAGUAGGCCCAUCGACGCACCGCGACGCCGACGUCGACUACACCUUUGUUUCGCUGGGGAUCAAAAACUCCGACGUCGACUACUCCAGUAACUGUGGCAACAUGAGUUCUGCCGUGGGCCCAUUUGCUUUCGAUUCGAAGCUGUUCUCGUCGGAUGUCUCCGACUCGGCCUCGGUUCGCAUUCACAAUACCAAUACUGGUAAAAUCAUCCACUCGUCUUUCCCUGUUGUCGACGGUGAAGCUGCAUCGAGUGGUCAAUUCGCUAUUGACGGCGUUGCUGGUACUGCUGCCCGUGUCCAGUUGGACUUUAUUAACCCUGCCGGCUCGGUUACGGGUCAACUACUGCCUACGGGGAAUGUCGUGGAUGUAUUUGAUGGAGUGACUGCAACCUGUAUCGAUGUCGGUAAUCCGUGUGUCUUUGUUCAGGCUCGUGGACUCGGCGUCGAGGGGAACUUGACGCCCGAUGAAAUCACUGCUCAUCCGGAUCUGCUGUCGCGUUUGAAUUCCAUUCGUCGCCAGGCAGGCGUUAAGAUGGGAAUUGCAGAGGAACUUGAGAUGGUUCCGGGGAGUGUGCCUAAGAUUUGUAUCGUGGCUACACCUUCUACCGAUGCCCGAGACGUGGAACAGGCACAGACACCGGCAAAGGUCGAUCUUCUUGCCCGUGCACUCUCAGUGGGACAGCCGCACAAGGCUGUUCCCAUUACUGUUGCUCUGGCACUUGCUGCUGCUGCUCGUGUGGCGGGUAGUACAGUAGACGGAGUGGUCAUGAAAGACCAGGUCGACAGCGCUGGGAUCACAAUCGGCCAUGCCAGUGGGAAUCUCAUGGUUGGUGCCCAGUUUGGAGCUGACGGGGCAUUGACAUCUGCGACUGUCUUUCGGACUGCCAGGCGUUUAUUUGAAGGGCGUAUCUUUUGGAAGAAUGAUGCAUGA